AUACUAAGACACAAAAAAGUGAUGUCUGCUGAUGCGCUCAACUCUACCUCUCCCAACCCCUCAGUGAUGUCAGCUGAUGCGCUCAACCCUACCUCUCCCAACCCCUCAGUGAUGUCAACUGAUGCGCUCAACCCUAUAUCUCCCAACCCCUCUGUCUCGUCCAUCUCUCUGGUUGAGAUCAAGGCAGACACUCGUCUGGUGCUGAAAGCUUUCCUCCGCAGCGCACUCUCUAAUCCUUCGACCGAGCGGCUUGGGACGGUGGGGGGAAGCUACAAAGACCACAACAAGUACAGUGCAAAGGAGUCUAGGAAGCGGCCGGACAAUGGCUGGGACUCUCUGGAUGAAGCAAUCAGCUCAGUGGAGGAGAAGAAACACGGCUUGAAGGACCUCAUUAAGAGACGACUGCAGCCACGGCCCUCCACCCUGCCCCUCCGUCGCUCAGCUAAAGACAGCGGUGCAGACCAGACACAAAAUGGUGGCUCUUUGGAGAAGGACGGAAGACCAAAUCGAACCAACCCAGGCCUGCCAGGCUUCUUCAGAGACCAACUCGAGGAAGAUGUUAGGUUCCCCUCCUCCAUGUCAGAUGAAGAAGGGAACGAUCCGAAACAGCAGAAAAAGGCAAAGAAGUUGAAGAACCAGAUCUCCUCUUUCUUCAGCAUGAAAAAGAAGUCAGAAAAGGAUAAAGACAAGGAUGAGACGCGUCUUCAGAGGCCAUCCACACUGACCAUCGGCGUAGGGCCAGUACCCGUGGCGCCAGUCAUCUCUCCCACACACCCUCCUGAGUUCUAUGAGGAGGUGGCUGAGACUCUGGACAGGAUUGCUCAGCGGUCCCACAGUAUGAAGAGACCCCAAAGGCCCAGCCCACGACCCAGCCCUGCUACCACCCCGGUCAAACCUCCCCCUGAACCUGACAAAGAAGAAAUGGUGCGCCAGCUGGUCCAGGUACUGUCUAUGGAAGGGGAUGCCAUCAACUACAAGAUCCAGUCGGACCCCUUCCUGCGCUCCACGCUGAACCGUCUCUCAUACCCGUCCUUCGCCAAGCUCCUGGACACCUUCGCCAGCCAGGAACAGGCCACGCCCUCACCUCUGCCGCCUCCUGCCAGCAGCCCCACGCUGAGACGAGUGGCCGUCACCAUGGAGGUGUCGCGGCGUGUCGUCACAGCAACAGGGAUGCAGCGCAUGCAGGGCUACGCAGAACGCUAUAUGGAGAACUUUGCCCCCUGGGUGAAGAGCCAUGGAGGAUGGGAAAGUAUUGUCCAGUUGGAAGAGAUUUUGGAGUGCGACUGACAACCCUACACCAUCAAGGCAGCUCGGAAAUCCUCACUACUUAUUUUUAACCUAUGACUAAGGCCUGGAGUUGUUUCCUAUCAAGUCGGGUACAACUCAAGACCCUUCCUGACCUCAGUUUCUCCUGUGGUGAGAGACGGAGAAGGAGUUAGCUUUUUAUAACUCUACGACACGUGAAUUAUGUCACUUGUAUUUGUCUGAGAAUCAUGUGUACUUGUACAAUUUUUUUUAUUUUUAUCAAUGUUUUUCUAUAAACGUGUUUUACAAAAA
Molecule: messenger RNA, 1557 nt
Organism: Oncorhynchus mykiss (rainbow trout)
Lineage: Eukaryota; Metazoa; Chordata; Actinopteri; Salmoniformes; Salmonidae
Source: RefSeq, a predicted model, not a curated record